AUCAGUGAAUUUACAAAUUCUGAUCCAGUCUACAACUUCUCCCAAGUGAACGGUCAGUUGGUGGUGCAACGUGAGGGAGUCUACUACGUCUUUGCCCAAGUUUUUUUUGAAAAUUAUCCAGACGCUCCGUCAAUCUACCAUAACAGAGUGGAGCUUACUAUCAAUGAAAAACCCAUAGCGGUGUUACAAACACCCAUCGGCAACCAAGCUGAUUAUGGUUCAGAAUCCUCCGGCGCAGUUUUGAGGCUGAAAAAAGGUGAUCUCAUCGGCUUGAAGACCGUGUACCGAAGUGCCAUCUGGUUAACAAAACAUCAUACCUUCUUCGGCGCUUAUAGCAUCAAUUUGUGA
Molecule: messenger RNA, 348 nt
Organism: Porites lobata
Lineage: Eukaryota; Metazoa; Cnidaria; Anthozoa; Scleractinia; Poritidae
Source: the annotation of a GenBank genome assembly